Molecule: messenger RNA, 1473 nt
Organism: Talaromyces marneffei
Lineage: Eukaryota; Fungi; Ascomycota; Eurotiomycetes; Eurotiales; Trichocomaceae
Exons: 5
Coding region: 1-1473 (490 amino acids)
Biological process (GO): carbohydrate transport; transmembrane transport
Cellular component (GO): membrane
Molecular function (GO): carbohydrate:proton symporter activity
Source: RefSeq, a predicted model, not a curated record
AUGGCGAAGUUGAAAGGAAACGCCCUUUUCGGGGCAGUCACCUCGUUAACAGCCCUUGGCUUCAUGCAAAUAGGAUACGACAAUGGCCUAAUGGGCGGUCUUGUCAACGGCACCCCCUUCAAAGAAUCCUUCAACUAUCCUGGCCCCAUCAUGCUGGGCCUGAUCGUUUCUAUAAUCGGUAUUGGCGCGUUUCUCGGCAGUGUGACAGCAGCCAUAUUCGGCGAGUCUCUGGGACGAAAGAAUAGUAUUGCUGUGGGCGUCGUUGUUAUGUUUUUGGGCAGUUUGUUGCAGGCUACUGCGUAUACGAGGGUGCAUUUGAUUGUUGCAAGGGUUGUGGCGGGGAUAGGGCUGGGGAUGGUUAACUCGACGGGGCCGGUUAUGCUGGCUGAGUAUGCACCGAGGGCUACGAGGGGGCUUUAUGUAUGCAUGCAGCUAACCACACUGAAUUUCGGUGUUUGUCUUGUCUCCUGGAUCGACUACGGCUUCUCCCUGUAUACCGGCAGCUAUACGUGGCGCAUCCCCGUAAUUCUGCAAUGUUUAUUCCUCUUCAUCAUGCUGGGUCUCCUAGCCAUCGUCGACGAAAGCCCCCGCUGGCUUGCAGCACAUCACCGCCAAGAAGAAGCGCUUGAUGUGUUGCAGCGCGUCAAUAAGAACAAAAUGACCGAAGCCGAGAUCCUAGCCCUGCACGAAGAUAUUCUGAGCACUAUACUUGUUGAAGAGAAUCUUGGGGCAGGCUCGUGGAGAGACUUACUCAAGAACGAUCGAAUUCAAAGCCAGCGUCGCUUCCUAAUUGCGUGCGGGAUUCAGAUAUUUCAGCAGUUUGGUGGUAUCAACGCUAUAGUCUACUACUCAGGCACGAUAUUCGAGCAAUCUAUCGGUCUUUCAGCCCAUAUAUCAAGCCUGAUGUCGGGGUUUCUGCAGACGUGGUUCUUUGUGGCGUCGUUCAUACCCUGGUUUCUGAUUGAUAGAAUAGGUCGACGUCCCUUGUUGUUGUCAAUGAUUGCCAUCAUGGCGGCUGUGAUGGCUAUCCAAGCUGCGUUGACCUAUCAGAUUCAACACAAUACGGUGAUUGCGUAUAAGUCCGGUAUUGCGGCGGCGGCGAUAUUGUUUGUUUUCCAGGGAGCAUUUACGAUUGGGUUUCAGGCUACUGUUUGGGUCUACCCAUCCGAAAUACUACCACUACGACUCCGUCAACGAGGAUCGUCGAUCAGUACAGCUGCGAACUGGAUAUGCAACUUUAUGAUUGUGAAGAUUACGCCGCAUGCGAUUGCCAAUAUUGGCUGGAGGUUUUAUAUUAUUUUUGCUGUGCUGAAUACGCUCUGGCUUCCGAUUAUUUAUUUCUUCUUUCCAGAGACCAGGGGCCUUCAACUCGAGGACGUGGAUAGAUUAUUCGCCAAAGAUGGCGAUGGAGUUUUCCGUCUGCCUUUCGCUGAUAAGGGCACCGUCAACACUGUCGAGGUUUCUCGUGCUUAG